This is a messenger RNA of Huiozyma naganishii CBS 8797, 1902 nucleotides long. RefSeq lists its product as uncharacterized. The transcript has a single exon. The record is from RefSeq and is a predicted model, not a curated record. Lineage: Eukaryota; Fungi; Ascomycota; Saccharomycetes; Saccharomycetales; Saccharomycetaceae. The coding region runs from base 1 to 1902 and encodes 633 amino acids.
AUGGACUGUUCAGAAGAUGACGAAAGGUUGCGAACAACGUACAGAAGAGUGCGUUUUGACACUGUGGCUUCCACCACUGGAGAUUUGCAGGGUCACUCUGCAAAAUUCGGCAAGUCCGUCUCGUUUGAUACAGUUCCCUCCGUUUUGGGAUCCUCGAAUUAUGAGGGUAGUUUCCAAGGGGUCAGGUUACCGUCGCGGUUUGACGCCUGGGAGAUGGAUCAAAUAUCUGACAAUGGUAUCAUAUUCGAUGACGUCGUUUCAAAAUUUCACCAUCUCUCGAACAACAUGGAUAAACUGUUCAUCGUAACCCCGGAGGGGAAAGUGGUCAGAAGAGAUUAUCCCAGCACGCCAAUGAUCACUAACGAUUCGAUGAUUCUAAUGCAGGUCCACGAUCAGUGGCGCAGUGAUUGGGAAACAAAGCGGGAGAAAUUGGUCACAAAUUGGAACCGCAUUCAAGAGAGACAAGGUAUCUCACAGUACAAGACCCGCGGUGGUAUCGGUACGGGGCUCAAGGCGAGGAAGCUAAGGCUGGUGAAUUCGCAGCUCGAAAAUGACUACAUGCCAAGGACCGUGGUGUGCAAUAUCAGUGGUAGAAGGCACACAUGGGUGGCCCUAGAUUGGACACUAGAUAGACUGGCCAAGAAUGGUGAUCAUAUCAUUGUAGUGGCAAACCUCCCGAAACUAACAAAGACCAACACAACGCAAGCAUAUGACCUGUACCCUUGGGGGGAUACAGGGUACUCGGCGGCAGACGUUUUCCCAGCAUGUUUGAACAUUUUAGAGUAUUCCAAAUUCCUACUUUCUAAAAGCAACAAGCACGUUAAAAUUACUAUCGAAGUCUCUGUUGGUAAAACCAAAAAAAUCUUGCUCGAUGCAGUCAACUUAUACCAUCCAAAUGCACUUGUAGUGGGGACGACAAAAUGGGAAAGAACGGAUACUUUGGUAGAAAAGAAAUCCAAUUGCUUGAAGGACAAGUUGUGUCUUUACUGCCCAAUUCCAGUGUUUAUUGUCCCCGCUAAAAGAAUGUACGUAUUUGAACAUGAGCUCCAAAUCAAAUACUCUACAAGUAAGCCACUGCCUCGAACUACGCCAUUGCCAAAUUUUACUCUCAACUCUUCUGACUCCUUCAGCACAGGUCAUUCAACUAAAGUAAAUACCAGUUCUAAAAUAGUUAGGGCAAUCGACUCAAAGGGGAACGACGACGUAGAUGAUGCUGCCGUUGUGGACAAGCUAUACUCUGUGGCAAGAAAAUACAGGAGAGUGAUGAGACAGCAGAUCUCCGAGAACAAAUUGGACAGAUCACUUACAGCAUCGAAAAGACACUUGCUGGAUUUGGACAUCAUAAUAGAUACCUCUACUAAAUGCUCCAUUGAAAUCGACACUCUACCGCAGACGGAACAUGACGCCCCAUACAAUCAGAACGACGAUCUUCUGAAGGGGUUUGGAAAGUUGAAAAGAGUUAUAACAGGCGGGACUCCAGUGUACCGUUCAAACCCUAGACCUAUGAUAGAUAUGGUGGGGACGAGAGGGGAUGCGGAGAGACGUUCCAAAACAAGGGUAUCUCAAAUCAAGUUUGCGCCUGCAGCAAAACAGAAAGACGGCUUAGGUGGGUUGGGGAGGAAAACCAAAGAAGUUGAUACGAAUAGCAGGAAGAAGAAGAAGAAAAAAAGGAAGGAUAAAAUCUCACAAAAGUUGGGUAGUACCAGCUCGAAAAUGUCAGCCAUUAGUGGGGGUCUGACGAGUACCACCUCUCAUGAAACAACAGGUAGUAAGAGACUCUCUGUGUUUAAAAGUAACAAGACAUUUUCAAGUAGAAGGGGUAGCAGCAGCAGCGAUAAAUCAACAGCCAGUACAGAGAGUAGCACCAGGAAAAGCUUAUCCAAAUUAUUCGGUUUUAAGUAA